AUGGUUGAAAACUUGGUCGAGCCUCAAUGUGUUCUUAUCACGGGCGGUUGUGGAUUUAUAGGAUCAAAUUUUAUAAAUUUUAUUGCUGAUCGUUGGAAAUCGUCCAGGAUUGUUAAUUACGAUAAGCUAGCAUUUGGUGCCUCUCCUAAUCAUGUGGAGAAACGAGUUCGAGACUCUGGCAGAUACACUUUUGUCGAAGCUCGUCUAGAGGAUCAGGACACACUUGACAGAUGUCUGCACGAGCACCAGGUGGAUAUGGUCAUCCAUUUUGCUGCUAUCACUCACGUAGACGAAUCAUAUACAGAUCGUGUAGGAACGAUACAGGACAACGUCAUUUCAACAACCACUUUACUAGAAAGUAUCAUGAACAGAAACUAUAAGGGGGUAAAACGGCUUGUACACAUCAGUACCGAUGAGGUGUAUGGUGAUUCAUUUGAGGAUGCUACACCAAAGACUGAAAGCUCUUUACCAAAUCCAACGAAUCCGUAUGCUGCAAGUAAAGCAGCUUGUGAAAUGAUUAUUCGUUCAUACUGGCAUUCAUACAAGCUUCCUUACGUUAUGGUUCGUAUGAACAAUGUUUAUGGACCUCGGCAAGCUGGAACUAAGCUCAUACCGAAGUUCACCAAGCUGGCACUAGAGGGCAAGCCGUAUCCUCUUAUGGGAGAUGGGUUGCAUACUAGGAGCUGGAUGUAUGUGGAAGAUUGUUCGGAGGCGAUCAGAAGGGUCGCCGAAGAUGGCCAGUUGGGAGAAGUCUAUAACAUCGGCACGGAUUUCGAGCUGACCAAUAUCGAACUCACCAGAAAGAUACACACUAUUGUCAACAAGUUGCAAAAGCGGAAAGAAUCGCCCCCCUCCUUCAUCCCCGUACCGGACCGACCUUACCACGAUCGUCGAUACUACAUCGAUUUUUCAAAAAUCAAAAAAGCAAUGGGUUGGCAGUGCACGACCCCGUUCGACGAGGGUUUACUGAAAACCAUCGAUUACUACGUAAAAAACAACAAGCACGAAAUCUCGCCUUCGCGUCUGCAUGGAUAA
This is a messenger RNA of Strongylus vulgaris, 1035 nucleotides long. The record is from the annotation of a GenBank genome assembly. Lineage: Eukaryota; Metazoa; Nematoda; Chromadorea; Rhabditida; Strongylidae.